GCCCCCCCGCGAUCGAUCGCGCCGCCCGCCGCCCCGCGCCGACCCCUGCGCCUUCUACAACUAUCGCGGACAUACUCCAUUGGGGCCCCGCGAUCAAUACAUCGAUCAUUCCAAGCGCUUGCAUUGCUCGCUAACAAGCAACGAGAAUGCGAUGGUUACGUUCAUGUAUUGAAAAAACAUGUUGCCUAAAAAAGAAAAACUUAUGUUGGCAGAUACUUAGCUUAUUCUUAAUGGCGUGACGACGAAAUAGUCUCUUAUCUGAGUGAUAGCAUGUGCCACGCGCCAGAGUACUUACCAUUUGAUAAGUUGUUCGGUAUUGUAAACACUAGAUGAUUUACAUAAUAAUAAUAUUGUAGUUAGGUAGGUGGCAGGCGCGUGUGGGCUGCUGCAGGCGCCGGGAGCCGGCCGCACCGCACUCCGCACAGAACAAUGGAAGGCGGCGCAGGCGUGGGCAGCGUGGCGUCGCUCACCAUGGAUUGCGAGGACAUGUUCAAAGAGAUCACCAAGAAGCUGUACGGCGAGGAAACCAGCGUGGGCGUGGUGGGCGUCGAGUUCCCGGCCGCCGAGCGCGACCUCGAUGACGACCUGCGGCCCGAGGAGCACAUCACGGCCUGGGGGCUGGCGGCGCUCAUGCAGAACGGCUUCCCGCCGCCCGGCAUCCUGCAGGCCAACUUCGCGCCGCGCAUCGACCCCAGCGCCGAGGACCGCUGGACGGCGGCCGAGGAGCCGCUGGCGUGGGCGCACUCGCGCAUCGCCUCCUACAACCCCGCGCAGCGCCUCUUCAAGUGCGCCGACUGCGAGUGCGUCGGCUUCCUGGCGCGCGUGGCCGAGCACUGGCUGGGCACGCACUCGCAGGCGCGCGCCUUCCAGUGCCCGCUGGCGGGCUGCGGCUUCGCGUCGGGCUGGGCGCGCGGGGUGCGGGCGCAUCUCGCGCGCGACCACCACUCCGACCCCGCCGCCGCCGACCACCUGCUGCGCGACAACCCCGCGCUCGACGACCUCACGCGCUACCUGCAGCGCCUCAAAAACAAGGUGGAGGCCAUGCGCAGCGAGCGCCGCCCCAGCGCCGGCGACGCGGCGCCCAGCGAGGCGGCGCCGGAGCCCGGCAAGCGCUACGUGUGCGGCGCCUGCCCCUACGCCACGGACCGGCGCGACCUGUUCACGCGCCACGAGAACAUUCACCGCGACGAGAAGCCCUUCCACUGCUACUUGUGCCAGAAGCAGUUCAACCGCGCCGAUCAUGUCAAGAAGCAUUUCUUGCGCAUGCAUCGCGAUCAGCCAUACGACUUGAACCGCAUCCGGCGCUCGGCAUCCAUCGUGAAGCCGAGUACGGCGCCCCCGGCACUGCACUACUACAGGGCGCCGGCGGGCGAGCCGCCGCCCGGGCCGCAGGCGCCGGCGCCCCCGGUGGCGCCCGCGCCGCCGCCCGAGUACCGGCCGGCGCCGGCAGUCAAGCUGGAGCGGCCGCCGCUCGGCAAGUCGGAGGCGGCGCCCGCGCCCGCGCUCCACAAGGCUGCGCCCUCGCCCGCCGCCGCUGCCGCCGCUGCCAUCCGCCGCAAGGGCGAGCGGCGCUACGCGUGCUGCUACUGCGCGUGGUCGGGCGUGGACAACUGGUGCCUCAAGCGGCACCUCAACACGCACCUCAAGCCCUUCGCGUGCGCGCUCUGCGAGUACAAGGCGGCGCGCGCCGAGCGCCUCGCCACCCACGUGCACAAGGUGCACAACAAGAAGGCCUGCGCCAAGUGCCCCUUCCUGGCCGACGACCCGCUGCAGCUGGCGCAGCACCUGCGCGACGCACACCACAUCGAGAGCCGCAGCCUGAAGGUGCCGGCGGGCGGCGCGGGCGCGGCGGCGGCGACGCGCGCGGCGCCGGGCGAGGCGGCGGGGCGGCGGCGCGAGGCGCGCGCGGCGGGCGCGGCGCGGCUGUUCGGCUACCUGGAGGCGUCGGACGGCUCGGCGGACGAGUACGAGGCGCCGGCGCUGGCGGAGUUCGCGGCCGCCGCGCCCGCGCCCGCGCCCUACGCGCGCGACAAGGAGAACGCGGCGCCGCUGCCGCACGGCCUGCACGACCACUGCCUGCGCUACUAGCCCGCGCCGCCGCACCGCACCGCGGAUGACGACUCCUGGCUCCGGCGACUACUUACUGCCUGACCAUCCAAAUCUUGGCCUGAAGGCAGGUACACAUUAGCAGCUGGGUCGGUCCGAGCGGCGGCGGCGGUCGCACCGCGCCGUGCCGCAUCAGCACUGCGCCGCUAUCACUACACUUGUUUGCCAACGAUACAUUGGCGUAUUUGAUCAAAUUUAAUUAGUAGUUAACUGUUAAAUGUAAAUUUAUGCUUGUUCGAUGAUAACAUGUACAAAAUAAUAUUAAUAAAGUUAUGAAUCCCA
Helicoverpa armigera (cotton bollworm) is the source of this 2388-nucleotide messenger RNA. RefSeq names its product charlatan (gene chn). Lineage: Eukaryota; Metazoa; Arthropoda; Insecta; Lepidoptera; Noctuidae. The record is from RefSeq and is a predicted model, not a curated record. The transcript is spliced from 7 exons. The coding region runs from base 430 to 2088 and encodes 552 amino acids. Gene Ontology annotation, biological process: positive regulation of transcription by RNA polymerase II. Gene Ontology annotation, cellular component: nucleus.